Colius striatus (speckled mousebird) is the source of this 2230-nucleotide messenger RNA. RefSeq names its product transmembrane protein 115 (gene TMEM115). The transcript has 2 exons. Lineage: Eukaryota; Metazoa; Chordata; Aves; Coliiformes; Coliidae. The record is from RefSeq and is a predicted model, not a curated record. Gene Ontology annotation, cellular component: membrane; Golgi apparatus. Gene Ontology annotation, biological process: retrograde vesicle-mediated transport, Golgi to endoplasmic reticulum. The coding region runs from base 168 to 1220 and encodes 350 amino acids.
UGUUUGUCCGCGCCCGGCCUGGCCCAGCUGUGGGGCCUGUGGCGGCGGCGGCCUGGGCCCGGUGCGGGGCGGAGCGGGGCUCGGUGCAGGGCAGGCGGCCCCGGCGGGCGGAGGCCGGGCGCUGUGGGCCCCGCGGGGCAGCCCCGUCCCGCCGGCGGGGGCCGAAGAUGCGGCGGUACCUGCCCGUGGCCCGGCAGCACUUCCUGGCGGCGCUGGCCGGCACCAGCGUGGUGGUGAAGUCGCUGAGCGCCGCCGUCCUCCUCCUCUACCUGCUCUCCUUCGGCCUGGACACGGCCUACGGGCUGGGGGUGACCCCCGGCUACCUCCUGCCCCCCAACUUCUGGGUGUGGACGCUGCUGACGCACGGGCUGGUGGAGCAGCGGGCCUGGGGGCUGGCGGCCAGCCUGGCCACGCUGGGAGCGGCCGGCCGGCUGCUGGAGCCCCUCUGGGGUGCCCUGGAGCUCCUGGUGUUCUUCGCGGUGGUGAACGUCUCGGUGGGGCUCCUGGGGGCCUUUGCGUACUUCCUCACUUACGUGGCCUCCUUCCACCUCGCCUACCUGUUCGCCGUCCGCAUCCACGGCGGGCUGGGCUUCCUCGGGGGGGUCUUGGUGGCCCUCAAGCAGACGAUGGGGGACAGCACCGUUCUGAAGGUGCCCCAAGUCCGAAUGAAGGCUGUUCCCAUGCUCCUGCUCCUUCUUCUGGCCGUGCUGCGGCUCGCCACCCUCGUCGAGAGCAAUGUACUGGCCUCGUACGGCUUCGGGCUCCUCUCCAGCUGGGUCUAUCUCCGUUUCUACCAGCGGCACAGUAGAGGCCGUGGAGACAUGUCUGACCAUUUCGCCUUCGCCACUUUCUUCCCCGAGAUCCUGCAGCCCGUGGUGGGGCUGGUGGCCAACCUGGUGCACAGCAUCCUGGUGAAGGUGAAGGUCUGCCGUAAGACAGUCAAACGCUACGAUGUGGGCGCCCCGUCAUCCAUCACCAUCAGCCUGCCAGGGACGGACCCCCAGGACGCCGAGAGGAGAAGGCAGCUGGCUCUGAAGGCCCUGAACGAGCGGCUGAAGCGCGUGGAGGACCAGUCGGCCUGGCCCAGCAUGGAGGACGACGAGGAGGAGGCAGCAGCCAAGGCCAGCAGCCCGCUGCUGCCCGACCCUGGCGCAGCCGGGAAGGGCACCAGCCAGGAGUCUAGCCUCAUCACCUUCCAGGAUGCCCCGUCCCAGCUGUGACCGGCCGACACGCUGUCCCCCUUGCCCGCCCCACCUCCAUCGGAGAGCUGCUGACCCCCUCCGCAUGCCCCCCGGCAGCUGGGACGCUCGGCGGGCAGCGGGGACUCCUGCAGCAGAGCCAGGGGGCUACCUCAUUCCGAUGCUUCGCUGCCACUCGUGGCCAGCGCCAGGCACCCAGCACGACGCCGCUGCAGCCACGGCGAGGACGGGGGGUCCCUCGGGCCGCUCCCCCUGGCGCAGGGCAGGCCAUGGACGUCGGUGCCGGCGGUGGGGGCUGCUCCAGGAGGGGACAUGAGGCUGAUCCCCACCCCAAGGCCACUGCGCUCGCCCACGCAGGAGCAAAGUCACCAGCGCCUCUGCUUCCCCUCUGCGCCGGGGCUCAGCCACAGCGCUCAAUACUCGUUUCCUCUUUUCUGAAGGUAGUUGUGUCCCUAACUGAGGGAACGGGACGGUUGGUGGGUUCCUUUUCCAAAUCCCUUUCCCAUGGAGAGCCUGCCCCAGCAGGAGCUCGCCGUGACCAGUGAGAGGUUUGCCAGGCAGGGGGACAGGCAGGAGCGGGUCACCCAGCCCCUCCAGCUCUGGCCUUUGCACGUGGGGGUUUCUCCCCUCUCUGCCCCGCCCCACCCUGAAGGCAGCCCCGCAAGGAGCUGCUGCCCCCAGCCGCUCCCUGGAUAAUCCGUUUGUCAGACUACACUAGAAGCUGGAGUUAAUUUUUACAGUGGGGCUCUCGCUGCUUCCUCUGGCAGCAGGUUUUCUUUCCUGCAGGUAGAAUACGGGCUCCCCCUUCUCUUUCCCUCUCUCUGUGUUGAUGGGCUUUUUGUUUUUCCUUUCUGGAGGGAGAAGAUGCUCCCUGUGACAGCCUCCUCGCAGCCCCCAGUCCCCUGGGCACUCCCCAGCCCGGGAUGUGGGUCAGUGGUGUUGUGAUUAUUUUUUUUAAAGGACCACACAGGAAGGUUUUGUCAACUGGGAAAAACACAGAAGUUUCAGUAUCAAUAAAGAGUUCUUUGAAA